Didymosphaeria variabile is the source of this 480-nucleotide messenger RNA. RefSeq lists its product as uncharacterized. NCBI's taxonomy places the organism in Eukaryota, Fungi, Ascomycota, Dothideomycetes, Pleosporales, Didymosphaeriaceae. The record is from RefSeq and is a predicted model, not a curated record. The transcript has 2 exons. Bases 1 to 480 code for a protein of 159 amino acids.
AUGGUCUCCUUCACGGCUCUCCUCGCCCUCUCCGCCAGCGCUCUGGCAACGCCGGUCCUACAAACCCGCCAGAUGGAUAUUCCUGCGAACUGGACAUGGCACGUCUCCGGCUGGUCAGCGGGCUGCGCGCGCUCGGGCUGCUACUACGACUUCAACGUCACUGUUCCCACCGUUGAAGGCCAAAUCGCAGGCGUCAAGGCCUACUGCAGCGGAAGCGAGAACUGGUACCGACUGGGCAACUACUACAGGAACUGCCAGAUCUUGGAAGGUGUGAACAACGGUGUCUCUGCCAAGUUCAGCGAGAGGACUUCGGACGAUGGAACGCCACCUCAGGAGAUUGAGCUCAGCUUCGAAUUGGCUGGCUACGAGCAGAGGCCUGCGUACAACUUCACCGGAUCGCACGAGACCAUUUACAACCAGUUCGUUGCGCCGGCACAGGAGUUUGAUGUUACGCCUACUGAGGUGACGGGUGUCGCGUAA